AGGAGAACUAUGCCAUUUUUGGGUCAGGACUGGAGAUCUCCUGGAUGGAGUUGGAUUAAGACAGAAGAUGGCUGGAAGAGAUGUGAAUCCUGUAGUCAGAAACUUGAAAGAGAGAAUAACCAUUGUAACAUCAGUCACAGCAUUAUCUUAAAUAGUGAAGAUGGAGAAAUAUUCAAUAAUGAAGAGCAUGAAUAUGCAUCCAAAAAAAGGAAAAAGGACCAUUUUAGAAAUGACACAAAUACUCAAAGUUUUUAUCGUGAAAAAUGGAUCUACGUCCAUAAAGAAAGCACAAAAGAAAGGCAUGGCUAUUGCACCUUGGGAGAGGCCUUUAAUCGGUUAGACUUCUCAAGUGCAAUUCAAGAUAUCAGAAGGUUUAAUUAUGUGGUCAAACUAUUGCAGCUAAUUGCAAAAUCCCAGUUAACUUCAUUGAGUGGUGUGGCACAAAAGAAUUACUUCAACAUUUUGGAUAAAAUCGUUCAAAAGGUUCUUGAUGACCACCACAAUCCUCGCUUAAUCAAAGAUCUUCUGCAAGACCUAAGCUCUACCCUCUGCAUUCUUAUUAGAGGAGUAGGGAAGUCUGUAUUAGUGGGAAACAUCAAUAUUUGGAUUUGCCGAUUAGAAACUAUUCUCGCCUGGCAACAACAGCUACAGGAUCUUCAGAUGACUAAGCAAGUGAACAAUGGCCUCACCCUCAGUGACCUUCCUCUGCACAUGCUGAACAACAUCCUCUACCGGUUCUCAGACGGAUGGGACAUCAUCACCUUAGGCCAGGUGACCCCCACGCUGUAUAUGCUCAGUGAAGACAGACAGCUGUGGAAGAAGCUGUGUCAGUACCAUUUUGCUGAAAAGCAGUUUUGUAGACAUUUGAUCCUUUCAGAAAAAGGUCAUAUUGAAUGGAAGUUGAUGUACUUUGCACUUCGGAAACAUUACCCAGCGAAGGAGCAGUACGGAGACACGCUGCAUUUCUGUCGGCACUGCAGCAUUCUCUUUUGGAAGGACUACCACCUUGCUUUACUAUUCAAGGACUCAGGACACCCCUGCACGGCGGCCGACCCCGACAGCUGCUUCACGCCUGUGUCUCCGCAGCACUUCAUCGACCUUUUCAAGUUUUAAGAGUUGCCCCUGCCAUCCCUGUUGGAGAUUGUGCAUCAUGCUGUCUGUGCAGGGCUCAUAGUGAGUGUUCUGUGAGGUGGGGGGAGGCUCCUGGGAGGCCCCUGCUUCCAGAAAGCUUGGGAAGAACUGCCCUUCUGCACAGGGGGAGUGCAUGGUUGCAUUUUCAUCAUUGAAGGUCAGAGGCCAAGGAAAUCGUUUCUACUUUAAACUGUUCUUCUAAGCAUAUUAAAAUGUGAAAUUUUGCAUAUUAUAUAUAUAUAGUUCAAAAAUGUUUCAGGUGGUCAGCUCCACAUUCUUUGUUAACCUGACACUAACAGCCAAUAAUAUGCUUCUUAACUGUCAAAUUACAGUUUCCCAAUUUUAUACUAAUUGGGGGUGGGUGACAAAACAGUUGAUCCUUGUAAAUACAUUGUACAGAAUAUUUAUUUUUUCUCAAAAUGCAUUUUAACUACUACAUUGGCUGUGCCCAGAUGAGUCCUCUUUGAAUAGAAAGUGAACCCAGGGCAAUGAUAGCCAUUCUUGUCUUAGGGCUUAUGGAUCGGGGUAUGAAUUGUGCACACACAGCCCAACAACGGGCAGUGGUCUCUGUGGUCCUAAGGCAUCCAGCACAGGUUCUGGCAAGGGUACCCCUGCUCGGGGUGUGGGCUGGUCUGUGCAUAAUCCCGGACUGUGAUGGCAACAGCCCAGUGCAGUCUGAACUUCAGUUGUGUUGAAACUACUUUAAUAGACAAAGUAAUAAAUGAUGUUUAUCUAUUGAUACAAACCAUCAGUUUUGCAUCCUACUGAGAAAUGUUGUUAGUGAUUUUGAUAUUUAAAUCCUUAAAAGAUUGUUUUGUUUUUAAAAUAACGCAUGUCCAUUUUAGAAAAUUAGAAAAUCAGUCCCACCACCCAAAGAUUAUUGUGCAUGCUGAAAAGAAUAUGAAAAAUCCCCUCAGCAGGCAUAGGAUAGAAAUGCAUUGUUGUAUAUUUCCAUUUUCGAAUAGGGUCAAGGAACCCAAGCAAAUCAUUUCUACUUUUUUUUUCCUCUAAGCAUAAUAAAAUUAUACUUUUAUAGCUUU
This is a messenger RNA of Mandrillus leucophaeus (drill), 2171 nucleotides long. It is a transcript of the gene FBXO25, whose product is annotated as F-box protein 25. Lineage: Eukaryota; Metazoa; Chordata; Mammalia; Primates; Cercopithecidae. Gene Ontology annotation, cellular component: SCF ubiquitin ligase complex; nucleus; cytoplasm. Gene Ontology annotation, molecular function: protein binding. The record is from RefSeq and is a predicted model, not a curated record. Gene Ontology annotation, biological process: protein ubiquitination. The transcript is spliced from 10 exons. The coding region runs from base 10 to 1113 and encodes 367 amino acids.